This is a messenger RNA of Moneuplotes crassus, 1184 nucleotides long. The record is from the annotation of a GenBank genome assembly. Lineage: Eukaryota; Ciliophora; Spirotrichea; Euplotida; Euplotidae.
GUAAAAUUUGAUAUUAACUUAAAAUGGGAUGCGCCUGUGGAACCAGCAAGUCAAAGAAAAAGAUCAAGAAAAAGGGUAGACUUGCUCUAGCACGGCCCAAAUUUUAUAACAUCCUACUUGCAAAUGGAGGUAGACUUAGGUACAGAAGGACAAUCAUACAAGUUUUGUUUUCCUACCUCUCAUUCAAAGAUAUUUCCACCAUCAGCCGAGUUUCAAGGAGAUUGUAUUACAUUACAGGGCUUAAAGAGGUUCUCAUACAUUUUACGCAUGUGGAAAACCCUGAAGGAAAUAUUAUGAUCUCUGCGGACCACACAGACAUCAACAAUACAGUUGUGAUCGAAAGGACUACGAAUGAAAAUGAUCCAAAUGGAAGUUUCGAUAUUAUUGUUGACCAAUACGCUAGACCUAUACUGUCAUGUGGAUCUAAUAUAUUCCCUAAACAAGAGGAAAAGCUCAAGGCAAUUCAAGAACUAACUCCAAGCUCCAGUAGAGAACAUUCUGUACGAAGACAGUCAUUUGGUAGCAAUUCAAAAUCAGAUUUAAUGCAAAAAUAUAUAAAAGAAGGGUGUAAUAUUAUGACUCCUUAUUGGAGCGUGAAGAGUAGCUCCAACAAGGACCUCUCCAUCGACCAAAUACUUCUAGGUGAUACUGGAGGUCCAGAAAAUGUUCCGAAUUCAAAAUUUUUGGUAAAAAAUAUGGAAAACCUCAAUCAGGGCUCAUCUAAACUCCAUAAAAGUUCAAGUUUAAAAUCUGUCCGCAAAAGACUUAAUUUUAAAAGUCGUGAUUUUGAUAUUGAUUUUUGAGAAUCUAUCAAGGAAGAAGCCAAAGAGGACACAAGCAUUUGUAGUCCCAAGAGGUCAUACAAAGAAAUCAACUUUGAAUCAAAUGAUUCCUCCGACCAAGAAAUGUCAACUUUUCUUGCAGAAAAGAAGAAUUGGGAUAGAGUCAUAAGGUUUGAUGAUUUUGAUAGCUUAGAACUGGAUAGUAUCAGAAAUCCUCAAAAAAUUGAUAAAAUAGGUCCAAUUAUCGACACCUCUAAAAUCAAGCAAAUUUCUAGAAUCGACACUAUAUCAGGAGAAAAGCUACCUUUCUCCUCUACAAGCAAGAGGUCGGACUUUCUCAACACAUUUGGAGGUUCUCAAGAGUAUCAAAAUCCAUUUCACUGAAAUACUCUUAAUAACUAA